Messenger RNA from Pollicipes pollicipes, 665 nucleotides. RefSeq lists its product as uncharacterized. The record is from RefSeq and is a predicted model, not a curated record. The transcript is spliced from 2 exons. Lineage: Eukaryota; Metazoa; Arthropoda; Thecostraca; Pollicipedomorpha; Pollicipedidae. Bases 21 to 665 code for a protein of 214 amino acids.
UGCAAUCGAGUGAAGCUAACAUGACUCGCCCGGUGGCAGACUGUCUCGACAGUUGCCCACCCCACUGUUCUACCGUCAAGGUCAGCAUCCUGUCACUUGGAAGCAAAAUGAUCGACAGCGACUACGGUAUAAGCCUGACCAUCUCACCAGAGGUGGACUCCAUUACGGAAGAACUCGACUACGUCCUCCUGAACCUGGUGGCCGAGCUGAGCGCUUCCAUCAGCUUCUUGUUCGGCCUCUCCGCCAUCGCCAUCUACGACUGGCUGGUCGCCUUCUGCGUCUGGUCGGCGAUCAAGCUGGGUCUGUUCAGGGACGCCGCCGGUGAGGACGACGAACCCGGCGCGUACGACGCCGAGGGGGCGCCGACGCUUUCCCCAGUGCCACGACUGCAGGUGCAGUCCGAGGACGAAGACACGUCGCCGUCACCCGCGCCGCCCGGCAAUGACACCAACGCCAGUCUCAUCUGGUACGUGGAGCCCAGCGCCAGGAAGGGCGGCAACCAGGUUGCGCCACUGGAGCCGGCGGGCGAGCAGCGCCAGAGUCCGAAUAGCCUCGACCUGCCCAAGGACCCCAGCCCGCUGGCGACGUUCUCACCGUCGACAGACGGCGCACUGGAGAACACCACCCCGAUCAACGCCUCGCCACAGCCAGACCCCAUGGCAUGA